AUUAAAAAUGAUGCUGGUUCGAGUUUUAUUAAGUUUUACUUUAACUGUAUACCUCGCUCAUGGUAGCCAAAUUGACUACAUAAAUAGUCUGGGUACCACAUGGAAGGCUGGUAAAAACUUUGAAAAGGCUCUGAACCGGCAUUAGGACUGGCACCCGGUUACAAGCCAUUACCACCAAGCUCAAACAUUACUUAUGAUAUUGCUGAUGAUGACAUACCAGAAAACUUUGAUCCCCGGGUGGAAUGGCCCGACUGUUACACCGUAAAAGAAAUUAGAAAUCAAGGGUGUUGUGGAUCGUGUUGGGCAUUCUCUACAUCCGAGGUCAUAUCCGAUCGCAUAUGCAUUGCAUCCAAAAACAAACAACAGGUAGAGGUCUCUGCCGAAGAUGUCCUAACCUGUAGUGGCGCCGGUAGUUGCAAUGGUGGUUGGCCUAGUAGUGUGUUCAACUACUACAUCAAAUCAGGUGUUAUUAGCGGUGGUCUAGUGGACAGUCAUAAGGGUUGUCAGCCUUACACCAUAAUCGGUGACCACCCGUGCGCGUCGUACGUACCGACCCCUAAGUGUCAGACGUCGUGUAUCGCGGGCUAUAACCGUACGUACACUCAGGACAAACACUUUGGCAGUAAAUCCUAUGGCGUCAGCGCUAAAGAUGUUCAAAAGGAGUUAAUGACAAAUGGACCUGUGUCAGCUACAUUCACUGUAUACAACGACUUUUUCGCAUACAAAUCGGGUGUCUACCACCACGUGACCGGUGAAUAUAAGGGAGGUCAUGCCGUUAAGCUUAUUGGUUGGGGCGUAGAAGAUGGUGUCAAAUACUGGUUGGUGGCUAACUCAUGGGGCACCGUAUUUGGUGACCAAGGUUAUUUCAAAAUUAAACGUGGCAAUGAUGAGUGUGGAUUUGAGGGUGGCUUCGAUGCCGUAACUCCGAAGUUAGAGUAAAAUUAAACUUGCUGUAAAAAUAGUAAUUUGUUAGAAUAAUGUAAAAAUAAAUAAAUAAAAUUUUACAUUGAA
Messenger RNA from Oppiella nova, 1011 nucleotides. Lineage: Eukaryota; Metazoa; Arthropoda; Arachnida; Sarcoptiformes; Oppiidae. The record is from the annotation of a GenBank genome assembly.